AUGCGAGUUCAGGUUCUAUUUUUCGAGGUAUCGCUACUCCUGUCAGCCAUCUAUACCACUGGAGUUGACGCGGAUAGGUCUCCAGAUUUGGGCUUGAAUUCGUCUAACCUGCAGUUAAAUGGAAUUGCCUUUGGCGCUAUACCCGCUUUCAAGGAACGGAGUUAUGCUAACACGCCGGAUGAGAUUAAUGCUAAGCUACCGCGCCCUAUUUCAAUUAUGGGCGACUAUGUUGAGCUUGACAGAAACGCAGAAGGACUCAGAAAAAUCGAUUGGCACAUGGACACACUUCUGAAGUUACCUGGAAAGCCCGUCUACCAAAUCGCUCUGAUGCCGAACCAUGGUCUCUUGAGUGUUUCGCCUUUCGUAAUCAACCGGAUAGCGGCUAAAAUGGCCGAGAUAAAUCGAAAUAAUGUUACCGUAUGGCUCCGCUUUGGACAUGAAAUGAAUGGUCAAUGGUACAACUGGGGUCUAAAUCCUUGGCUUUUCAAGGACAAAUGGAGAGCUUUAGCGGUUGCUGUAAGGAGGGCAGCCCCGGACACAUAUAUGAUGUGGUCUCCUAAUGCUAGGUUUGGGGAUUACGUUAAUUCCACAAAGGGUGGCUACACACAAUACUGGCCUGGAGCGGAGUACGUGGAUAUAGCAGCACUUUCUUACUAUCAUUUUGGAGGCACCAGACGACGGAACCUGGUUCCAAAAGAGCAUCAAGCCCUGGAAAAAGUUCAAGAAUUCGCCAAGCUCUACGGCUCAGAAGGGGAAGGGAAACCGAUAGUUUUGGCCGAGACAUCAGCUCCUUAUACUCGAUUGAUUUCCACCAAGCAACCUGAGCGUGGAGGGGCAUCGGAAAGAGAAAUCAAGAUCACAUGGCUAAAACAGUUAUUCUCGCGAGAUAUGAAACAAGCGGUACCUGAUUUGAAGGCAAUCUCUUGGUUCGAGAUAAUAAAAUCAGAAACAGCACCUGGCCGAAGUGAUGCGAAAUCGGAGGACUUCAGAUUGCUUGUGGGCAACAGAAGAGUAUCAGACGAAGCACGUGAAUAUAUGGCACAGACGAUGUCUUAA
This is a messenger RNA of Puccinia triticina, 1056 nucleotides long. RefSeq lists its product as uncharacterized. NCBI's taxonomy places the organism in Eukaryota, Fungi, Basidiomycota, Pucciniomycetes, Pucciniales, Pucciniaceae. The transcript has 12 exons. The record is from RefSeq and is a predicted model, not a curated record. Gene Ontology annotation, biological process: substituted mannan metabolic process. Gene Ontology annotation, molecular function: mannan endo-1,4-beta-mannosidase activity. The coding region runs from base 1 to 1056 and encodes 351 amino acids.